UUCUCCGUGUACUCCUUUUCUUAUUACGAUGGAUUUCAUAUCAAGGGUCGAGGUUUGCGAUAAGUUUUCAAUAUUUUUCAGAGAUAACCCUUCACGCCUCCAUCCGAGCCAGCGUUUCCUGCCUCUUUUCGAGUACGCAAAAUACAAAUCUGAAAUCUUUCUUUUCCUCACUCCCCGUGGAAGGUUGCGAAACCUUUGCUGUUUUGAUGAACUAGGCAAUAGUUGAGUACAAGAAAUGCCUGUCAGAAAAACUGAUUUUUUGAAGUCGAGAAAAUAUUUCCCCAACCAGUUGGAACUGCCCCCACAACAUCCUGAUGAGCAGGAAAAAAAUACAUCGUGUGUAUCUGCAUCUGCAUCAACUCCUAUAGCUUCUCUGAUAACCGUUUUGCCCGGUAUACAACCAGUUUCUAUUUUUCUUAAAGAGCCUGGAAAUUGUUGUCAAGCUGCUGAAUCCAAUCACCUUCGGUUUACUUCUGAACACGGCGUACCUCAUUCAGCUGAUUCUAGGGGGAACACUGAUAACGAAAGGAAAGAACAGUUACUAUAUAUACAGAAGCCUUUGAACCUCCACGAAGAGUAUGAUAAGAGGGAUAACAUUCAAAUGUUUUGUCAUUUAUCAUCUGUUGAGCUUAGCAGAUAUGCCAUCGAUUUGGAGAAAAGAUCAAUCCAGCUAUCAAUCGAGGAAGUGAAGGAGAUCAGAAGGAUGAAUGCUCUAAAUAUAUUUGGAAAGUCUUCACCAGCCAGCCAUCCCUCGCCAACAUUUCAACAAGUUCAAACCAAAAGAUGAAUGGCGAUUCGAUACAAAUAUGUUAGAUUCUAGUGAUUUUGCUGAUGACCAGGUAAAUGAAUCUGCUUCAAUUUCUUCAUUUUUCCUUUUCCAUCUUCUUGGUUGGCCUGAAACGAAUCUACCUCUUUUUGGUUACUGUGAACCUUGCGCUUAGGAUCGGAAUUUACCAAUUAUAAUCUGUGUCAUCUUUUACCUUUGAGCGGUAGAAUUAGUGAGGGAUCGGGAAUAAUUUUCAAUAUGACCCCUUUUUUCACGGUGGAUGAAGAAAGUCUUAUCAAUAUCAGUCUCUACUGUUUUCUUAACUGGAAUGAAUGGCUGAUUGAAAUGGUUUGAGUUAAUAUGUUUUAUUAGAUUUUGAGAAAUGAGAGAAAAAAUUAAAUAAAAAUAUUACAAAGUUAAAAUGUUAUUAGAAUAUAAUUUUUUACUAUAUUUUUAAUAUAAUUUUAUUUUGAAAUUUGAAAAAGUAGUAUUGUUUUUUGUAUUUUGUUUGAAAGUUUGAGAAAAUUGUAAUGAUUAGAUGAAAAAGUGGAAGAUUUGAAAUAGAAAAGUGUGAUUGAGUAGUAUUUGGAAAAGAAAUUAUGAGAAGUUUUAAGAUGAGAUGAAAUCAUCUCUUCCCAAACAAGCCCUAAAUCUACUGCCAUUAGAAAUCAUGGGUUUUAAAAUUCUAUUGAAACUAUAAUGUGAGUCGGUCGACCUAGAAUGACUUAGCAAAAGCGAAAGUAAAGGUCUCAGCUGCACCUAAAGACACUUUUUUUUCAAUUUUCUUUUUUUUUUGGAGGAACCUCUCCAAGGCAGUACCUUUUGGAUCUAUCUUUGUAGAGUAAAUCUCUGUCUUGUAUACCGUACUUAAAUCACUGGUUUUUCACUAGGGGGUGUGAACCCAAAGGAUUGUUUGCACCCAUGAGGUGUUGAACCUUGGACCUUGAAGGGAGUGAUAUUCCAAGACUAAGGGCUUCACCACUUGGGCCAACUCUUUGGGGUUUAAAGUCGAACAUAUUCUCUCCUAAAUCUUAGGAGCAAGAAAUUAAUUUAUAUAAUCACUAGAUAGCCUAUACAAUAAGAGUAAUGUUAUAUAUAGUCGUGAGUAUGUAAGCAUUACACAAUCGUUUUGAGAAAAAUAGAUCUAUUAUUUAAAAAUUAAUUUUUUUAUAUAAAUUUUGUAUUUAUUUCUUUUUCAAAAAAAAUUGCAUAAAAUUUGUUUAGUCUAUAACUAUAAAUAUCAUUUAUCGUACAACCAUACCUGCAGAAGAAAAACACGAAGUGGGUCCAAAAAUCAUAUGCAAAAAGCUUCUCAUGGGUCUUAAAAGAGAGGUUUUUACAAUAUAAAUGGUGCAUGUCGUUGACCACUUAUAUAUAAAGAGAUUGAUAGUUUAAUAGAGAAUCUAUGAUAUAAUUCUCGCAACUGACAAGGAUGGUCUAAUUUUUCCUAUGGCCGCCAAAUGUUGUUAUCCCAAUCGUAGGUAUUUUCUAGAUUUUAAAAGCGAGCUUUCACGCCCCCACCAUGUUUCCACGCCACCAAGAAAUUUCCGACCAACACAUUUGAAACAUAAACCAAAAAUUCCCAAGCCAAAAGGCAUGCAACGACGUGGCAGAUUUUGAUUGUUUCAUUGCUAGGACUAAAGUAGCUGAAAAUGACCUAUUGAUUCGAAAGUUCAUGUAAUGUCAAUAAAAAAAUAAACCGUUUUGUCCUCUUGUCGUUCCAACGUGUUGUAGAUUUCUUGUUUACUCUACCAUGAUGUUUUUCUCAUGACAUGAAAUAAAUAUGUUGAACCA
Messenger RNA from Carya illinoinensis, 2560 nucleotides. RefSeq lists its product as uncharacterized. The coding region runs from base 236 to 787 and encodes 183 amino acids. The transcript is spliced from 4 exons. NCBI's taxonomy places the organism in Eukaryota, Viridiplantae, Streptophyta, Magnoliopsida, Fagales, Juglandaceae. The record is from RefSeq and is a predicted model, not a curated record.